Hipposideros armiger (great roundleaf bat) is the source of this 4115-nucleotide messenger RNA. RefSeq names its product protocadherin-11 X-linked-like. Lineage: Eukaryota; Metazoa; Chordata; Mammalia; Chiroptera; Hipposideridae. The record is from RefSeq and is a predicted model, not a curated record. Gene Ontology annotation, molecular function: calcium ion binding. Gene Ontology annotation, cellular component: plasma membrane. Gene Ontology annotation, biological process: homophilic cell-cell adhesion.
GUAAGCUUGAGCUGCACGCAGCGGCCCGCGCGGCAAAGCAGAAAGCAAGCUGAACAGAGUGCACUGAGUGGCAGUGGCAGCGGCGACACCGGCGACACAGGCAGCCCAGGCCACCCGGGCGGCCCAAACAACCCCAGAAGCAACCGCCACAACAACCAGCUGCUCCGCGGACUGCGAGCUGUGGCGGUAGAGCCCGCUACAGCAAUCGCAGUCUCCGUGGAGCCGGCGGAAGCCUUUUCUCUUUUUCACUCCCCACUUCAUUCUACUCUAGAGGCUACAAUCACAGGGAAAACCCUUUUGUGGGUAAGAAGGAUUCCACAGAUCACAUGCCAGAGAGGUCUUGCCUCAGCUGCUCUCAACUUUGUAGUCUUGUGAAGAAGCUGACAAGCUUGGCUGAUUGCAGAGCACUAUGAGGACUGUACCAAAAUGGGUUUUAAUGCAGGUAUUUCAAGUACUCUGCGGGUUGAUACAAAGAACUGUUACAAGUGUACCUGGUAUGGAUUGUUGUCCGGGACGUAUAUAUUUGCGGUCCUGUUAGCAUGCGUCGUGUUUCAGUCUGGCGCCCAGGAGAAGAACUACACUGUUCGGGAAGAAAUGCCAGAAAACGUCCUGAUAGGCGACUUGGUGAAAGACCUCAACUUGUCGCUGAUUCCAGACAAGUCCUUAACAUCUCCUAUGCAGUUCAAGCUAGUGUACAAGACUGGGGAUGUGCCACUGAUCCGAAUUGAAGAGGAUACUGGUGAGAUCUUUACUACUGGAGCACGCAUUGAUCGUGAGAAAUUAUGUGCAGGUAUCUUGCUGGACGACCGUUGCUUUUACGAAGUGGAGGUUGCUGUUUUGCCAGAUGAAAUAUUUAGACUGGUUAAGAUACGUUUUCUGAUAGAAGACAUAAAUGAUAAUGCACCAUUAUUCCCAGCAACGGUUAUCAACAUAUCAAUUCCAGAGAACUCGGCUAUAAACUCUCGAUAUGCUCUUCCAGCGGCCAUUGAUCCGGACAUAGGAAUAAACGGAGUUCAAAACUACCAACUAAUUAAGGGUCAAAACAUUUUUGGGCUUGAUAUCAUUGAAACACCAGAAGGAGACAAGAUGCCACAACUGAUCGUUCAAAAGGAGUUAGAUAGGGAAGAGAAGGAUACAUAUGUAAUGAAACUAAAGGUUGAAGAUGGUGGCUUUCCUCAAAGAUCCAGUACUGCUAUUUUGCAAGUCAGUGUUGCUGAUAUAAAUGAUAACCACCCAGUGUUCAAGGAGAAUGAGAUUGAAGUCAGUAUACCAGAAAAUGCUCCUGUAGGUACUUCAGUGACACAGCUCCAUGCCACAGAUGCCGACAUAGGUGAAAAUGCCAAGAUUCACUUCUAUUUCAGCAAUCUAGUUUCCAACAUUGCCAAGAGGCUGUUUCACCUCAACACCACCACCGGGCUUAUCACAAUCAAAGAACCACUGGAUAGGGAGGAAUCACCAAAUCACAAGUUACUGGUUUUGGCAAGUGAUGGUGGAUUGAUGCCAGCAAGAGCAAUGGUGAUAGUAAAUGUAACAGAUAUCAAUGACAACGUCCCAUCAAUUGACAUAAGAUACAUCAUCAAUCCAAUCAAUGGCACUGUGGUUCUUUCAGAAAAUGCUCCACUCAACACCAAAAUUGCUCUCAUAACAGUGACAGAUAAGGAUGCUGACCAUAACGGUAGGGUGACAUGCUUCACAGAUCAUGAUGUCCCUUUCAGAUUAAGGCCAGUAUUCAGUAAUCAGUUCCUCCUAGAGACUGCUGCAUAUCUUGACUUUGAGUCCACAAGAGAAUAUGCCAUUAAAUUACUGGCCGCAGAUGCUGGCAAACCUCCUUUGAAUCAGUCAUCCAUGCUCCUUGUCAAAGUAAAAGAUGAAAAUGACAAUGCUCCAGUUUUUACCCAGCCUUUCAUAAGUGUUUCCGUUCUUGAGAAUAACUAUCCUGAUGCCCAGUUGACAAAAAUAAGUGCAACGGAUGCAGACACUGGGCGUAAUGCUGAGAUUAGUUACCUGCUAGACAUUGAUGCUCCACCUGAAUUCAACCUGGACCGUCGUACAGGCAUUCUGACUGCAGUGAAGAAACUUGAUAGAGAAAAACAGGAAAAAUACAACUUCACAGUUCUGGCAAAAGAUAACGGAAUGCCACCUUUAAUAACCAAUGUCACAGUUUUAGUGACGGUUCUUGAUCAGAAUGACAACAGUCCGAUUUUCACUCACAAUGAGUACAACUUCUAUGUCCCAGAAAACCUUCCAAGGCAUGGAACAGUAGGACUAAUCACUGUAACUGAUCCUGAUUAUGGAGAAAAUUCUGCAGUCACUCUCUCCAUUGUAGAUGUGAAUGAUGACUUCACCAUUGAUCCACAGACUGGUGUCAUCAGACCAAAUAUUUCAUUUGAUAGGGAGAAACAAGAAUCUUAUACUUUCUAUGUAAAGGCUGAGGAUGGCGGUAGGGUAUCACGUUCUUCAACAGCCAAAGUGACCAUAAAUGUGGUUGAUGUCAAUGACAACAAACCAGUGUUUCUUGUCCCUUCUUCCAACUACUCCUAUGAAUUGGUUCCACCAUCCACUAAUCCAGGCACAGUGGUCUUCACGGUAGUUGCUACUGACAAUGACACUGGCAUGAAUGCAGAGCUUCGUUACAGCAUUGUAGGAGGAAACACAAGAGGUCUGUUUAUGAUUGACCAAACAACAGGCAACAUUACAAUGAAGGAGAAAUGUGUUCUUGCAGACCUUGGUUUACACAGACUGGUAGUCAAAGCUAAGGACUUAGGACAGCCUGAUUCUCUCUUCAAUGCUGUAAUUGUUAAUUUAUUUGUGAAUGAGUCAGUGACCAAUACUACACUGAUUAAUGAAAUGGUGCGCAAAAACAUUGAAACACCAGUAACCCAAAAUAUUGAGAUAGCUGAUGCAUCCUCACCAACCACUGACUAUGUCAAGAUCAUGGUUGCCAUUGUUGCUGGCACCAUAACUGUCAUCCUUGUUAUUUUCAUCACUGCCGUAGUAAGAUGCCACCAAUCACCACACCUUAAGGCUGCUCAGAAAAACAAGCAGAAUUCUGAAUGGGUUACACCAAACCCAGAAAAUAGGCAGAUGAUAAUGAUGAAGAAAAAGAAGAAGAAGAAGAAGAAACAUGCCCCUAAGAACUUGCUGCUUAAUUUUGUCACAAUAGAGGAAACUAAGGCAGAUGACGCUGACAAUGACGGAAACAGCGUCACACUAGACCUUCCAAUUGAGCUGGAAGAGCAAACCAUGGGCAAGUACAACUGGGGCACCACACCUACCACUUUCAAGCCUGACAGCCCUGAUUUGGCUCGGCACUACAAAUCUGCCUCUCCACAGCCUGCCUUCCAGAUCCAGCCAGAAACACCCCUGAAUUCAAAGCACCACAUCAUCCAGGAACUGCCUCUUGAUAACACCUUCGUGGCCUGUGAUUCCAUCUCCAAGUGCUCCUCCAGCAGUUCUGAUCCCUACAGCGUUUCUGAGUGCAGCUAUCCGGUGACAACUUUCAAGACCCCUGUGUCUGUGCACACCAGACCGACCGAUUCCAGGACAUCAACUAUUGAAAUCUGCAGUGAGAUAUAACUUUCUAGGAACAACAUAAUUUCAUACCCCUUCCAAAAAACUCCAGUGAUUUGUGAUUUCAAAAUUUGUCUAAGAUCAUUAAUUUUCUAAUUUGGAUUUUCAAUUAUAAAGGCAAGCAAAACAAAAAUUACCUUAAACCCCAUUGAACCUUAUGCGUACUUUAGCUGUAAUCUCCCAAUCAAAAUUUAAAAUUUGUGGAAGAAACAGUGUAGCAUAAUAAAUGAGCUUUAUCAUGCUGUUUCUCCCUUUGUUUCCUCUGAAUGUGAACAACUGUGAUGUAAUAUAAUGUUAUCCUGGUGUACAAACUGAUGGUUCCUAUUUCAAUCAUGAAACAUGGAAUUACUUGCCCUGUCUGAUUGCUGAAGGGAUUAAACAUCAUCUCGGGGAGUUUGGAAGUGAAGCUGAACUAUCCAAGCUCUACCCUCUGAAAGGCAUUCAGGGCAAGAUAUUUUUUUAAGACUAAAACAAACAACAAAAAAACACUUCAGGUUUUUUUGUUUGAAAUAUUCACUAAAAUAGUGUUGUUGAGAACAUUUUAA